AGUUUCAACACAUGCCGGCUGCCAGAUGAACUCAAAGCGUAAACCAUUCACAAAACCGAACGAAGCACCAUCAACUUCAAGCGGUCCGAAAAAGUUUCGUGGAGAUGACGAUGAGGAAGAGUUCGAAAGUUACUUCGAGGCUGAAUUGGCCAAUUUCGACGACGAUGCAGACACGGCACGCAUCGGUCUGGGACCGGAGAAUGAAAACACUUGCGCUAAAUGGAGCCGCCCGGAACCGGCUCCACUCGAUCCCGCUAAGGAGGCGCUCGUUUUUCAGCAACUCGAUAUCGAUAAUUACAUCGGACAACCGAUGGCCGGUAUGCCCGGUGCACAGAUCGGUCCAAUUCCAAUAAUGCGAAUGUUCGGUGUAACGAUGGAGGGCAAUUCGGUGUGCGCGCACGUGCACGGAUUUUUGCCUUACCUUUACGUGGCAGCACCACGUGGUUUCACCAAAUCGCACCUGCCGGAAUUUCGUACCGCGCUCGAUAAAGCCGUACUGCACGAUAUGCGCUCGAACAAGGAUAAUGUGCAGGAAGCGGUCCUGGACGUGGAACUGGUGGAAAGACAAUCCAUCAUGGGCUACAAUGGGGAGGAUUUGUUUCAAUUUAUACGCGUUACCGUAACGCUGCCGAAGUUGCUGGCGGCGGUGAAGCGAUUACUGGAACGAGAACACAUGAUGCCUUCGAUGGAUUUCCAGGACUGCCGGGUUUACGAAAGUAACAUCGAUUUCGAUAUUCGGUUCAUGGUUGACACUGGUGUGGUGGGAUGUAGCUGGAUAGAAAUCCCCCCGGGCAAGUGGAGCUAUCGGCAGAAGGGAAAACAUCCGGCACCGGAAACACGUUGCCAGAUCGAGGUGGAUGUCGCGUUCGAUGGGUUCAUUGCUCACGAACCGGAAGGUGAGUGGGCCAAGGUGGCACCGUUUCGCAUUCUUAGCUUCGAUAUCGAGUGCGCCGGUAGGAAGGGAAUUUUCCCCGAACCACAGCACGACCCAGUGAUUCAGAUCGCCAACAUGGUCAUCCGCCAGGGUGAACAGGAACCAUUCCUGAGGAAUGUUUUUACGCUGAAAGCUUGUGCACCGAUCGUUGGCGCGCAGGUACUUAGUUACGCGACGGAAGCAGAAUUGUUGGAUAAGUGGGCCUGCUUUGUGCGUGAGCUCGAUCCGGACAUUCUGACUGGGUACAACAUUAACAACUUCGAUGUACCGUACCUGCUGAACCGUGCCAGCCAUCUGAAGGUGAAAGGCUUUGAGUAUCUUGGCCGAGUUACCAAUAUCCGUUCCGUCAUCAAGGACACCGUCAUUCAGUCGAAACAGAUGGGCCGUCGGGAGAACAAAUUCGUAAACUUCGAGGGGCGUGUACCGUUCGAUCUGUUGUUUGUGUUGCUGCGUGACUACAAACUACGCUCGUACACGCUCAAUGCGGUCAGUUACCAUUUUUUGCAGGAGCAAAAAGAGGACGUACAUCAUAGUAUUAUUACGGAUCUGCAGAAUGAAAGCGACCAAACACGUCGUCGAUUGGCGAUGUACUGUCUCAAGGAUGCCUAUCUUCCGCUGCGCUUGCUUAACAAGCUGAUGUGCAUCGUAAACUACAUGGAAAUGGCACGUGUGACGGGUGUCCCACUGGCAUGUCUGCUAACACGUGGUCAGCAAAUAAAAGUUAUGAGUCAACUGCUUCGCAAGUCCAAGGUGGCUGGCUACCUGAUCCCUUCCUAUCAGAGUUCCGGCUCGGAAGAACAGUAUGAAGGUGCGACCGUUAUCGAGCCGAAGCGUGGUUACUAUGCCAACCCGAUCUCUACGCUCGAUUUUGCCUCCCUGUACCCUAGCAUCAUGAUGGCCCACAAUCUGUGCUACACCACACUCGUCCAACCCAACAUGAAGGACAAACUGGGUCUCGAUCCGGACCAGUUGACGCACACACCGGCAAACAAUGUGUUUGUGAAAUCAUCCGUCCGGAAAGGGAUUUUGCCGGAAAUUCUAGAAUCUCUAUUAGCGGCACGAAAGCGCGCGAAAGCCGAUCUUAAAGUAGAAACCGAUCCAUUCAAACGAUCCGUACUGGAUGGACGACAGUUGGCGUUGAAAAUAUCCGCCAACUCGGUAUAUGGAUUCACCGGUGCGCAGGUGGGCAAGCUUCCUUGCCUAGAAAUAUCCGGCUCCGUAACGGCAUACGGCCGGACUAUGAUCGAACAAACGAAGCAAGAAGUCGAACAGCGCUACACGGUCGAGCAUGGGUACGAAAAUGAUGCGGUCGUCAUAUACGGCGACACUGAUUCGGUGAUGGUAAAUUUUGGCGUUAAAACGCUCGAACGUAGCAUGGAGUUGGGCAAGGAGGCGGCCGACUAUGUAAGCGCCAAGUUCGUUAAACCGAUCAAGCUGGAGUUCGAGAAGGUUUACUAUCCGUACCUGUUAAUCAACAAGAAGCGUUACGCCGGCCUAUACUUUACCCGCCCGGACAAGUACGACAAGAUGGACUGCAAAGGCAUCGAAACGGUGCGGCGCGAUAAUUCUCCACUCGUGGCAAAUUUGAUGAACAAUUGUCUUCAGAAGCUGCUGAUCGAGCGCAAUCCGGAUGGAGCGAUCGAGUAUGCGAAACAAACGAUAUCCGACUUGCUUUGCAAUCGGAUCGAUAUCUCGCAGCUCGUUAUAACGAAGGAACUAGCGAAGAGUGAUUAUGCCGCCAAGCAGGCGCACGUGGAGUUGGCCAACAAGAUGAAGAAACGUGAUCCAGGAAAUGCCCCCAAGUUGGGUGAUCGUGUACCGUACGUGUUAAUUGCGGCGGCUAAAAAUACACCCGCCUACAUGAAGGCGGAAGAUCCGAUCUACGUGCUGGAAAACUGUAUACCGAUCGAUGCGAACUACUAUCUCGAUAAUCAACUAUCGAAACCGUUACUGCGCAUCUUCGAACCUAUACUGGGCGAGAAAGCGGAAUCGAUCCUGCUUCGUGGCGAUCACACUCGUACACGAUCCGUCGUUACUUCGAAGGUCGGAGCGUUGGCUGCGUUUACCAAAAAGCGUGACGCUUGUCUCGGGUGUAAAGCUUUGCUAGCAGCUGGACAGGAAGGACGGGCACUUUGUCAGCAUUGUGCCCCGAAAGAGGCGUCCCUCUAUCAGACGGAACUGGCGGCACAACGUACGCUCGAGGAUCGGUUCUGUCGCCUGUGGACGGAGUGUCAACGGUGCCAAGGUUCUCUGCACGAGGAAGUUAUCUGCACCAGUCGCGAUUGUCCGAUCUUUUACAUGCGCACCAAGAUCAAGAUGGAGCUGGAAACGCAGGAAAAGCGUGUGGCCCGUUUCGGUGUACCGUCGUGGUGAAUUGGCUCAAUAAAAC
Anopheles maculipalpis is the source of this 3323-nucleotide messenger RNA. It is a transcript of the gene PolD1, whose product is annotated as DNA polymerase delta catalytic subunit. The record is from RefSeq and is a predicted model, not a curated record. Gene Ontology annotation, biological process: nucleotide-excision repair, DNA gap filling; DNA replication proofreading; base-excision repair, gap-filling. Bases 26 to 3307 code for a protein of 1093 amino acids. NCBI's taxonomy places the organism in Eukaryota, Metazoa, Arthropoda, Insecta, Diptera, Culicidae. Gene Ontology annotation, cellular component: delta DNA polymerase complex. The transcript has 3 exons. Gene Ontology annotation, molecular function: DNA binding; nucleotide binding; 3'-5'-DNA exonuclease activity.